Echinococcus granulosus is the source of this 837-nucleotide messenger RNA. RefSeq lists its product as hypothetical. Lineage: Eukaryota; Metazoa; Platyhelminthes; Cestoda; Cyclophyllidea; Taeniidae. The record is from RefSeq and is a predicted model, not a curated record. The transcript is spliced from 7 exons. The coding region runs from base 1 to 837 and encodes 278 amino acids.
AUGCCAUCAAGUGAUGAAAAUAUAAAGAGGAAACGUCCAAUCAACGUCUUUGUCAAUUUUAAACCAUUUUGGGCUUCGCUCCCGCAAAACAGUGCUAUAAAUGUAACAGCCUUUCUCAAUUAUCCUCAAGCGACAAGAAUGCAAUUUUCAAACAAAAUUUUUCCUGAAAGCGGUUUUGAAGUGCUAGCCGUGAUUCAGUCGGUAACUGAUUUUCAUUGGCAGAGACAAAAAUUGAGUUGGUCACUAUUUCAUAGGAGUGAGUCCGGUGAGGAAACAGUAACUCAUGCCGCACCUUCAACUUCAACAUCUUAUCUUGACCGUGAAAGUUUGCAGCUUCUCAACAGCGUUAUCAAAACACCUUUAAAAUGGACAUGUUCCAGUAUUGUGGUUUUGAAAUCGCGAAAAACACACAUCACCCCACCGAAUAGUCACCUACUAAAGAUGGGUCAAUCAAAAAGUAAGAAAAAGUGUAGAUCCAUUCGUAAGGUGGUUAAAACUACUCAGGUAAAACAAGCGCCAAUCCUAAAAUAUUUACUGCCUUUGGGUAGACAUGAAGUCAUUUCAAAAGUGGGCAAAAAACAGUUCACCCAUCUUACUUCAACCAUCGCUACAACGAAUUGCGGAUUUACUCCAUUGGAUACUCCAGUUGAAAUACCCAAAUGUCGAAUUAUUCCACAAAAAAAGAAACAACAGCCAAUUGGAAGGAACGACAUGAAGAUUAAAUCUGGUUCAGAAGCACUUGUUCAGGAACUUCCAAACAAAUCUAUGGUUAUUAUGAUCAUUCAAAAGCGGAUAUUAAGAACAAUGAAACGAUGUACAAUAAACCACAAGAUUUGA